AUGCUGCUCGCCUUUUCGGAUCACGGCCGAUCGAAUGACUCCCAGGUCGUGUUUGGAAGAAUGCCCAAGCAAAAUCUCGUGGCUGGGAACGCGCUCGUCAGCUCCCUCUCGCGAGCGGGCGAUCUCACGGCUGCCAGGCUCGUGUUUGAGGAUCUCCCAGAGCGCGAUUCCAUCUCCUGGAACACGCUGCUCAUCGGCGCGGUAGAGGAGAGCUUCAGGAUCGACGGUGGAGAUUCAAAUCCAGCUCGAAUCGAUGGCGCUAAGAAGCUCUUCCUCCUCAUGCCCGCCCUCUCUCUCGUCUCCUGGAACGCGAUGAUCUCCGCCUGUGCUCGAUCGAAUCGCGUCACAGAAGCCCAGACCCUUUUCGAUCAGAUGCCCGAUCACGACACUGUCUCGCUCACCGCGAUCUUCCAAGCUUAUGCGCUGAAUGGGCAUCUCCAAGAAGCAAAGCGGAUGUUCGACUCCACCACGCAAAGAGAUUCCAUCCUCUGGAUGUGUAUGGUCCGGGCGUAUAUCGAGGACGGCCAGAUCCAGCGCGCACACGAGCUCUUCGACAGGAUGGACGGACGAGAUUCGUCGUGCUGGACAUCGAUGGUCCAGGCUCACGCCGUAGACGGCAAUACGGAAGACUCCAUAGCCAUGCACGAGAGAAUGCCGUACCACGGAAGGAUCGCAUCUACGUCGGUUCUGACGGCUUAUUCCCAGGCCGGGAAUCUCAGCUCCGCCAAGGCCGUGUUUGAAACCAUGCAAGAAAGAGAUAUUGUCGCCUGGACCGCAAUCCUUACGGCAUAUGCCCAAAGAGGGUAUAACCUUGAGACUUCUCAAACUUUCAAGAUGAUGCCCGAAUGGAGAUAUGCCCAGAACGGGCAUUGCGAUUCGGCGAUCGAGGCCUUCCGUGCGAUGAACCUGGAGGGCGAUGCAGCGCCGAAUGACAUCUCCCUCACGAAUGUCUUGGCGGCCUGCGGCCACAAGGGCCUGCUGGAGAUGAGCCGGGAGUGUUUUGUGUCGGUGAGCUCUGACUAUGGAUUGAAGCAGUGCAAAGAGCAGUAUAGCUGUGUGGUUGAUCUGCUGGGACGACUGGGAGAAAUUGAGAUUGCCGAGGAGAUUGUGAAGGCAAUGCCAUUUGUGGCUGAUGAUGUGGUGUGGGGCUCUGUGUUAGGUGCCUGUAGAACCCAAGAGGAGAAUGGGAUGAGAGCAGCAGUUCAAGCAGUGGAUUGGAUUGCACAACUCAAUCCAGACAAUGGCUCGUGUUACAUCCUCUUAGCAAACAUGUAUGCUACGACUAAUCCCUGA
This is a messenger RNA of Selaginella moellendorffii, 1293 nucleotides long. Its product is annotated as pentatricopeptide repeat-containing protein At4g02750. Gene Ontology annotation, biological process: RNA modification. Gene Ontology annotation, molecular function: protein binding; RNA binding. NCBI's taxonomy places the organism in Eukaryota, Viridiplantae, Streptophyta, Lycopodiopsida, Selaginellales, Selaginellaceae. The transcript is spliced from 2 exons. The coding region runs from base 1 to 1293 and encodes 430 amino acids. The record is from RefSeq and is a predicted model, not a curated record.